AUAAAGUUGAUGUGGUUGGAUCAAAUAAAGAGGAGAGGAAUUAUCGGCUUUUUAGGAGUCGCAAUUGAUGGCACGACCGUAGGUGAACAGUCGCGACAGUACAAAUGGCGACCAAAGUCAAUUUCAAAACCACCUUCGAAGCAGCGAGGACCAUCGAGCCAAUCUACACUGGGGGCGAUGUUUCACACAACUCGACUGGCACAUUAAUCGCCAGCUGUGUUGACGAAGAUGUCCUUGUAUUUGAUGUGAGGACGGGAAAAGUUCUAUGUCGAAUCGAAGGGGACGGAGAACCUGUGACCAGUUUGUGUUUGGCUCCCGAUGCCUCCCAUUUGGUAAUAUGUUCUCGCUCACUUUCCAUGCGAAUAUUCGCCCUUGUGUCGGAAGAAGGACCCCAGACACUUUCAUCCAAACUAUCACGAACCUUGAAGCCUCACAACACUCCAGUCGUCUCUUCAGCCGUUGACUCGACUGGAUCCUUACUGGCGACUGGUGGCACCGAUGGAACCGUUAAAGUAUGGGAUAUUCGAGGGGGCUACGUGUCUCACACUUUUCACGGCCAUGGAGGAGUUGUAUCUGCCUUAAAAUUCUUCGCUUCAGAAUCGACUGCGCCAUCCAGGAACGCAGACGGGAAAUGGAAUCGGGAACGGAAGAGCCGUGACGGCGAUCAGAUGGCGGUCGACGGAACGUACCCAGCUCAGGCCAUCUAUCUCGCAUCAGGUGGCGAAGAUGGAAAGAUUCGCGUAUGGAAUUUGGAGUCUCGAAAAUCGGUCGCUGCCCUGGAUUCACACGUCAGCGUUGUACGAAGUCUAGAUCAUUCAGCAGAUCAGCAGCUUCUGCUGUCUGCCAGUCGUGACAGGACAAUAAUCUUAUGGAACACGCAGACCUGGAAACAACUUAAAGUGAUCCCUGCACUUGAGGUCCUGGAGACUGCAGGAUUUAUCAACAAUGGCAGAUAUUGCUACGCUGGGGGAGAACACGGCGCAGUACGAGUAUGGGACGCUGUUGCAGGUUACGAAGUCACACCAAAACAGAAACCUGGCUUCGAGAACGACGCAAUCACGAUGAUUGUGCAUAUCGCCGAUGACGACGCACUGCUUUCCAUUCACCAAGAUCGCACCAUGAGAUUUAGGGACAUUUCAAAGCUACGAGACCUAAACAAGUCACAAUCUGUACUACAACUACCUCUCAUUCGGACGAUGGCGGGCAACUACGACGAAGUUAUUGACAUGGCCUGCGUCGGGCCGGAUAGGACCCUACUAGCACUCGCCACCAACACUGAGAGCAUCAGACUUGUUUCUAUCGUAGACGACAGCAACAAGACCUCAAAACCAGGUUCCUUCAGCAACGACGUUGCUCUACUUGAAGGGCACGAGGAUAUCAUAAUAUGCCUAGACGUCGACUGGUCAGGCCACUGGUUGGCCACGGGUGCAAAGGAUAACACUGCGAGACUGUGGCGAUUAGAUUCAGCCUCGUCAUCGUACAAAUGCUUCGCUACGUUCGCAGGACAUGCAGAAUCCCUGGGCGCCAUAGCCUUACCAAGAAGUCAGCCCAACAAUAACGCUGCAUCCAAGAAUCCCGCGGACCAUCCACCUGCCUUCCUCCUGACCGGAUCACAAGACAAAACCAUAAAGCGAUGGGACACCGCACGACUAAUAUACACUCCAUCCAUGACCGAACCUCACUCUGGAACGAAAGCUCUCUUCACACGAGUUGCACACGAAAAAGAUAUCAAUGCCAUCGACGUAUCACCCAUCGCCCCCUUGUUCGCCUCCGCCUCACAAGACCGUACCAUCAAAGUCUGGUCGUUAGAAGACGGCUCAGUCGCAGGCAUCCUCCGUGGCCACAAACGAGGAGUGUGGUCCAUCCGGUUCUCUCCAGCCGGGACACCGGCCCUGCCCCUCGCCGAUGGCGGCUCGAGUGGUUCUCGUGGCCUCCUCGUUUCUGGCUCCGGCGACCGCACGGUUAAGAUAUGGUCUCUGGCUACAUACACCUGUCUCCAAACCUUUGAAGGGCACAGCAAUUCCGUCCUGAAAGUCCUCUGGCUUCCGCCGACUCCGUCUCAGCCCUCAGACUCCGAUUCUGAUACGCAUCCCGACCCUCACUCACCACAACCCACCCAGCCGCUCAUCGCCUCCGCCUCCUCCGACACCCUCGUCAAACUCUGGUCCCCCUAUUCUCCCUCGGACUCCGACCACCUCCUCGCCACAUUGGACAACCACACAGACCGUGUCUGGGCUCUCGCGGCGCCAAACUCCUACCCUUCCAAACAGCGCUACCCAUUCCCCCUCAUAUCCGGCGCCGCCGACGCCACUCUAACAUUCUGGCGCGACACAACCGUUCAAACCGCAACCCUCGCCUCCCAGCGCGCAACGCAAAGAAUUGAACAAGAUCAAGCUCUCCAAAACCACAUUGUGUCCAAGAAUUACCGCGAAGCCAUCACGCUUUCACUCGCGCUGAAUCACCCCGCCCGCCUUCUGCGCGUGUUCCAAGAUGUGAUCAGCUUGCCUGACUCCGAGAAAGAUACGUCGUCUAUCAUGGGCGUCAAGGCCGUUGACGACGUCCUGGCGAGCCUGGACCAUCAACAAAUCUACAACCUUCUCGAACGCGCGAGGGAUUGGAAUACGAACGCGCGGACCGCGACGAUCGCGCAGACAAUCCUGAAUUGUCUAUUCAGAAAGUAUCCCGCUAGUGUGCUAGUUGAUAUUGCCAAGGACCGGAGUCUGAGGUCAAGCGGGGGCAAAGCUGGUGGCAUGAAAGAACUCCUUCGUGCGUUGGAAGUGUACACUGAGCGCCACUAUAAGCGGAUGGAGGAGUUGGUCGAUGAGAGUUAUCUGAUUGAAUACACACUCAGAGAGAUGGAUGAGAUUGUGGGUGUUGCUAGUGGUAUUGAGGGAAUACUCGCAAAUGGACACGGAGAUGAGAAAGGGGUUGAGGGGGAUUUUGUCAUGUUAGAAUAGUAGCCUCGAAAAAGAAAGGAUAAUUUGAUGCUGGAACCCUCCACCAAGAGGGUAGAAUGUAUGGUAUUCCUCACGCAGCGCUCAAGUCAAGCUACCUCCUGUCACGGUCG
This is a messenger RNA of Exophiala xenobiotica, 3067 nucleotides long. RefSeq lists its product as uncharacterized. NCBI's taxonomy places the organism in Eukaryota, Fungi, Ascomycota, Eurotiomycetes, Chaetothyriales, Herpotrichiellaceae. Gene Ontology annotation, biological process: endonucleolytic cleavage in 5'-ETS of tricistronic rRNA transcript (SSU-rRNA, 5.8S rRNA, LSU-rRNA); endonucleolytic cleavage to generate mature 5'-end of SSU-rRNA from (SSU-rRNA, 5.8S rRNA, LSU-rRNA). Bases 105 to 2957 code for a protein of 950 amino acids. Gene Ontology annotation, cellular component: nucleolus; small-subunit processome; 90S preribosome. Gene Ontology annotation, molecular function: protein binding; U3 snoRNA binding. The record is from RefSeq and is a predicted model, not a curated record. The transcript has a single exon.